Molecule: messenger RNA, 1849 nt
Organism: Sphaeramia orbicularis (orbiculate cardinalfish)
Lineage: Eukaryota; Metazoa; Chordata; Actinopteri; Kurtiformes; Apogonidae
Product: apoptosis regulator BAX
Exons: 6
Coding region: 192-815 (207 amino acids)
Biological process (GO): intrinsic apoptotic signaling pathway in response to DNA damage; mitochondrial fusion; extrinsic apoptotic signaling pathway in absence of ligand
Cellular component (GO): mitochondrial outer membrane
Molecular function (GO): channel activity; BH domain binding
Source: RefSeq, a predicted model, not a curated record
CCAACUCGGACGCUCUUCCGUGUUACUUCGUGUUCUUCUGAGGGAGACGAAAAGUUUUCUCUCAGCUGGCACGUCCGCUUUAGAAACUUCACCAGCUGGACUAACAUUAGUUUUAAUGUCGCCACUAAAGUUUUAGUAUUUUUUUAAAUACUUUUUACCCUGAGUGGACGGUUUUUUGGAGGGAACUACUUAUGGCUGACAGCCGAAAAGAAGAGGAGAAAAACGGAGGAGGAGGACGGGAGCCUCAAGGCGCCGAGGGUGGGGAAGAUGUCUGUGAUGAUCCCAUUUUGGAGCAAGGAGCAGUGGUCCUCAGAGGGUAUGUAAUUGAGCGUAUAAAUACUGAGGACCCUGAUCGAAAUGUGUCCUCUGUGGACCUGGGAGGACGGCCAAAUGAACAACAGGAUCCAAAUAUCAAAGAAGUGGUGGAACAGCUGCUGAGGAUAGCAGAUGAGAUGAACAGGAAUGCGGAGCUUCAACAUCUGAUCAGCCAGGUUCAGGGAAACUGUGCUCAGGACAUUUUCAUGCAAGUGGCCCGAAGCAUCUUUGCAGAUGGCAUCAACUGGGGUCGAGUGGUGGCUCUCUUCCAUCUGGCCUACAGACUCAUACACAAGGCACUGACGACAAACCAUUUAGAGAACAUCAGAUUAGUCAUCAGCUGGGUUCUUCAGGUCAUCAGAGAUACACUCUAUUCCUGGAUUGUACAACAGGGAGGCUGGGAGGGGGUCAUCCGUGGUUUUUCUCGGUGGAGGACAGUAGCCAUAGUUGCAUCAGUAGCGCUGGUGGCAGCCUUUGUUUACUACCGGAAAACUCGCUGAGGAACAUCACACCAUUGGAUCUCACAACCGGAGCUUCAGCCUUCCCUUCUGGACAAAUGUAGCUUUCUCAUUUUAUCUUUAAAAAGACAUUGAUGUUUUUUAGGCAUGAUUUAAAACCACUCCUCGACUUCUAUCUCCAUAAACCAAAGGAGGUGAAGUACUGUACUUAAGAGGGAGAUUAACUCCAGUCCUCUCAGGUUUCCCACAACGACUUAUACAUUUAGAACCAGCUCCUCCAUCAGGUAUUCUCAUUCUUAACCAGCAACUGUUUACUUCCAUCAGAGCCAUACUGGAGACUCUCAGCAGAUGACGAUGCUCUUGUUUAAGUAAAGCUACGUACCUGACCCCAGGAGAGCCAGAUCUCAAGUUCGGUCUUUCCACGGUUUCUACCUCGCUUCUGGCAGGGGUCCAUGGUCUGGAGUCUAUGCAGAAUUAUGAUUUUUAAUCCUGAGAACGUCUGAAAUUCUCACAGCAUCCAAAACAUUCAUCCCUGGGCAUCGCUGCAGAACAUUGUCAACACAGUCAGACCUCAGUUUUGACCAGGGUAUAGACUGUAAGAUCUCUGCUGCAAUGCUACGCUUGUAUGUUUUUUUUCAUCUUUCAUCAUCCCUGGCUGAGAGAAAUAAUGUUUUUUGCAAUUUUUUUUUUUUUUUUUUUACAAUUUGUUGGAUAAAUUAGACAUCAUUAAAAGCUAAAAUAUCCAUCAGAUAAAUGAACAGUGAAAGGAAUCAUUAGUUGCAGGCCUAAAUACUUAUAGUUUUAUUUUAAGUUAUUUCUGAGUCUCAGGAAUUCCAAGUAAGGAGAAAAGUAAGUGCUUUUAAAAUGCUUUGCUUUCUGCAACACUUCAUGAAAUGUCAGUUGAUAUAAAUUAACCCAUAAAGACUCGAACAUCCACUGUUGGCCAAAACCAUUUACGGAUCUAAAAUGUAAAAUACCUAUUGAUCCACUAAUCCUAUUAAUAUAUGUAAAUAAUUGGUGUAAAAUGCAGUUUGUCGUUUUUUAAUGGUCAUCAGAUAUGACCCAUUUGGACGCAC